Hyaloscypha bicolor E is the source of this 2211-nucleotide messenger RNA. RefSeq lists its product as uncharacterized. The record is from RefSeq and is a predicted model, not a curated record. NCBI's taxonomy places the organism in Eukaryota, Fungi, Ascomycota, Leotiomycetes, Helotiales, Hyaloscyphaceae. The transcript has 3 exons. The coding region runs from base 327 to 1811 and encodes 494 amino acids.
GGUCCACAAUUGCAGGUAAUUAGGGAGGGGGAGGCGUAUGAUCGUAUCUUCAGGGCGCUGUUAAGCAAAAUUUCGUGAAAUCAAUAUGGGGCCAGCAGGGGUCCAGAGAGACCCGCCGUAAAAUGGCGCUGGACGGACCGACGUCGCGGGGGGGUUGCACUACCUCCGUAGACUAACUAUAAGCAGUAUGCAGGAAGCUCAACUCACCUCAUCCUCAACAGCAGACGAAUAUAUAAUGGCUCUCCUCGACUCCUCUUCUACUCACCAACACCAUCACUUCCAUCACCCGAUCCUCUAAAUCCUACUCCUCCCACAACAGCAGCACAAUGGGCCGUCUCGUGAAGCUCCUAGGCUCAGGAAUAGGCCUCGCAUCAGAAGCCAUCCACAAUCGCAAAUCCUCGUCCUCGAACGUUAACCGUCCAGAUAACGCCGGCGAAGGCAGCAGCAGAUCCGCCCCCCUUUCUGCCAAUGAAGCACCACCCCAAUACGUCGAAGUCCCAAACCAUACCGCGGACGAGCUGAUCGCAGCCGGGAAAGCAGUCCCCGCAGACACGAAAGACCCCCACUUCUACGGCCACGACGAGAAGACACCCCACAACGACGAUGACGAUGAUGAUGAUUCUCUCUCCGAGGAAGGUGACGAAGAACAAUGGGAGCUCGACGAAGCAGUCUCCUACCCCGAGCCCCGCGACGACGCACCAGAAGACAUCGGACAACUUACCGAUACGUUCAUGGCCAACCACCCACCUCCUGCCUACACACCGAGGGAGACCGGCCCAACGCGAGGAAAAUUGCCAUGCCCGGUUAUAAUCCCGCAGAGGAGGCCUCGCGACAAGAAGCGCGGAUUCGUCCGCGCUUACGCCCCUGUCCUAGCAGAUUGCGGUAUCGAUCAAGCAACGUUUCUGGAUUUUCUGGUGACAUUUUAUAAGAGCACGAAAGAGGACAAAUGGCUGCAGGUUGUGAACAUCAGCGCUGCGAUCGCGGGCCUGGCGCCGAAUCCGAUUGUGAUGGGUGUUACUAUCGCGGUGCAGGUAGCGGUUGGCGUUGCGAUGGAGGUGCAACGCCGUCAUAGGACAAACACCUUCCUCGAUCGCAUGAACAACGAGUUCUUCAAACCCCGCGGUCUCUACUGUCUAAUUAUGACGUAUAAACCCGACUCAAACGCCGUCCACUCCAGAAUCGACAUCAACCAAACAAUUUCCUCCUCCAUGACCCCCGCUUCCUCAUCCACGCGCCAAACAUUAAAGAACCUGCGUCUCUCAUCUGGCGAAACAUACGGCGAGCUCGAACUUCCUGAAGCUGCGCCUCUCAUCUUCCCAGCUCUAGACUCUCUCUCCCCUGCCGAAAAAGAACACCAGGAAAAACAGUCGAAGAUGAAAGCCAGCGGGAAGUUCAUCGCAGAUUACUACGACCGUCGCGCACAAGCGAAGUUCAGCGGCGAGACUUACGGCAUGAGCAAAUUAAGCGCUGGCCCAGAGCCAGAGUUCAAGUCAAGAUACGCGGAUCCUAACCAUGCGGCGAAUAGCGGGAGUCUGAUUUCUUUGUUGACCGGGGGACAUGUAAAUCCGAGGGAGAGGAGGGAGAGGAGACGGGGCGCGAAGAGGGUUCGGAGGGCGGUUAGAAGAGGGGAGGAGGUUACGGAGCAGAUGAGGAGUGGGAAGGGGAGGAGGAGGGGAGGGAGAGAGGGUUUGGUUAAGAGGAUGUUGAAGAAGGAUGUGCUGUAUUUGAUGAUUACGAAUUUGCCGAGUGAGGAGGAGGUGAAGAUUGGGAGGGAGGUUGUGGAAGGUGGGGAAGGGGAGGGAGAGUUGUGACACUGAGCUGUUGUUUUGCUUACAGAGAAGUCCCGAAAUGAAAUCUUUUCAUCUGGCUCUAUUGGCUAGAGCAAUCACAACCAUUUUCAAGUGUGAAAAGUAGUUGAAGGCUUCGGACUGAGGCGUGCGAUGCGGGAGGUGCUGGGAAUCUUUCAAUGUAUUCCCUUUAAGCCUCCUUGUUUUCUUUCCUUCACAUCCGGCAUCCUAGGUUGAUACUAAAGGAGAGGCCUCUUGCCCAUAAUAAAGCUCCUCCUUUUCAUUAUGGGAAAGAGUGAAGGAUGGAUAAAUACUAUUGACAGUUUCGUUGCACAUCGGAUCUCUCUGUCGCCGGCUCGCCUUUGACUGACAACGACUUGCGUGUCUUCCAGUGAAUUCAAUUACAGCUCUGCUGAAACUUUCG